Messenger RNA from Copidosoma floridanum, 5727 nucleotides. RefSeq names its product ATPase phospholipid transporting 8B (gene ATP8B). Gene Ontology annotation, molecular function: magnesium ion binding; ATPase-coupled intramembrane lipid carrier activity; ATP binding. Gene Ontology annotation, biological process: phospholipid translocation; Golgi organization. Gene Ontology annotation, cellular component: plasma membrane; trans-Golgi network. Lineage: Eukaryota; Metazoa; Arthropoda; Insecta; Hymenoptera; Encyrtidae. The record is from RefSeq and is a predicted model, not a curated record.
CCGAAGCAGUGCCUCGAGUACACACCUCGUGUAUAUUUACUCGCUGUAUAUAAGUACGGACCGGACGCGGUUUUCGGCUCUACCCCCUUUUCCUCUCUCUCUCUCCGGUUACCAUUUUGAUCGAUCUUUUUUUGCUCGUGUUCUCGUUUGCUGUACGCGAGUGCUACAUUAUAUUACCUUGGCCGUUGGGAUAUUUUUUCUCUAUUCUCGGUCCUCGACACUUUGGUUUUUCCCCCCAUCAUCCGUGGCAAUCGAUCGGUUGUAGUUCCACGAGUGUUUUCGGGGCGGUACAAAAGAUAUCUCGCCGAAUGUGCGGGUCCUGGAAACUAAACAAUGUGACACAAAGUGCGGCCAUGAAUAAUAUAAAUUGUUAAUUCGUGGAUUGACAAAGUGCGUUGCUCGCGAGCUCGCGUGUCGGGAGUGAAGCCGUGAAAGUGCGACGUUGUGUGCUAACGCGUGGCACAAUUUGAUAACAAUAAAAAAAAAACGAAAGAAAAAAAGAAAAGGGUGACCAUGAAAAAUUACGGGAAGGAGGAGGAAUUUCUCGCGAGUCGCCCAGAUUGUCCGGAACAUUGAAUUGGCCAAAAUUUCAUGAGGAUCGAGGACAGCCGGCGUGGAUGAGCGUCGCAAGCCCCGUGCGGGGGAGUCGAGCGGCGGCGGUGGUGGCGGCACUUCCAGCAGCCGGCUACCGGUCGACCGCUGCUGCUGCUUUCGCCAAUAGAACGAAAACCAGUCCCGCUCCCAUCGGUCGCACCGAGCGGUGGCGGCAGCGGUGGCGCUGCCCGGGGAGGUGACCACAUGGACGCCGAUCUCGGGGGUGCAGUCGGCCCGCCACGAGCCCCCCCCGAGCCGGGGAGACCCGAGACGCCGCCGAGGACGCCCAAGUACCUCGGGCUUCUGUUGACCACUCGGCUAUUACUGCCACCCCGGCGCUGCUUGCUUUUCUACCUCAACUGUUACCGUCGCUGUUUCGGGGACCGACGACGCGAACCAGUCGCGAACAAUGUCGCGCAACGCUGUCACGCGGCCACAGCGAGAAACAGAAAGGCGAAUUCGCGCCAGCAAUCGCGAGUACAACUUGCAAUUCAACUAUGCGAACAAUUACAUCAAAACGUCCAAGUACACGGUCCUGACGUUCCUGCCGCUAAAUCUGUUCGAGCAGUUCCAAAGGCUCGCCAACUUUUAUUUCCUCUGUCUGCUCGUGCUCCAACUGAUACCCGCCAUAUCGUCCCUCACCCCCAUCACCACAGCUAUACCCCUCAUCGGGGUACUCACCCUCACUGCCGUCAAAGACGCCUACGACGACUACCAACGACACAGCAGCGACUCGCAGGUGAACAAUAGGAAAUCGUGGACCCUGCGGGGCACGACCCUGCGCGAGGAAAAAUGGUCCGAGGUCCAAGUUGGCGACGUCAUACGCAUGGAGAACGACCAGUUUGUCGCCGCCGACGUUCUUUUGUUAUCGACGAGCGAGCCCAACGGCCUUUGCUACAUCGAAACGGCCGAGUUGGACGGGGAGACGAAUUUAAAGUGCCGGCAGUGCUUGCCAGAAACUUCCGAGAUGAUGGACAAUCACGAGCUGAUCGGCGAGUUCGACGGUGAAAUCCUGUGCGAGCCGCCCAACAAUUUGCUUAACAAAUUCGACGGCAUUCUCACGUGGAGGGGCAAAAAGUACAUACUCGACAACGACAAGGUAAUAUUGCGGGGCUGCGUGUUGCGCAAUACCCAAUGGUGCUACGGUAUAGUGAUCUUUGCGGGCAAAGACACGAAAUUGAUGCAAAACUCGGGUAAAAGCAAGUUCAAGAGGACCUCGAUAGACAGGCUGCUGAAUUUACUCAUUAUCGGCAUUGUCCUGGUUCUGCUCUCCCUGUGCGCCUUCUGUUCCGUUGGCUGUGGCAUCUGGGAGAGCCUCGUUGGACGCUACUUUCAGGUGUACCUGCCGUGGGACUCGUUGGUGCCGAGCGAGCCGUACAUAGGGGCCACAGUGAUAGCCCUGCUGGUGUUCUUCUCUUACGCGAUAGUAUUGAACACCGUGGUGCCGAUCAGCCUGUACGUCUCGGUAGAGGUCAUAAGGUUCGUACAGUCGUUUCUCAUCAACUGGGACGAGGAGAUGUACCACGCGCCCACCAACACCCACGCCCGGGCACGCACGACUACCCUCAACGAGGAGCUCGGCCAGAUACAGUACAUAUUCUCGGACAAGACGGGCACCCUUACCCAGAACAUCAUGACGUUUAACAAGUGCUCCGUCGCCGCGCAGUGCUACGGGGACGUGAUCGACGAAGCGACCGGUGAAAUCGUCGAUCUUGUCGAAGUCAGGACAGUGCCGUCGAUCGAUUUCUCAUUCAACAAGGACUACGAGCCGGACUUCAAGUUUUACGACCCGAGCCUGCUCGAGGCGGCGAAGCUGGGCAACGAGGACGUGCACUGUUUUUUUCGCCUACUGGCGCUCUGCCACACGGUCAUGGCCGAGGAGAAGAACGGCCACCUCGAGUACCAAGCCCAAUCGCCGGACGAAGCGGCCCUGGUCUCGGCGGCGCGCAACUUCGGCUUCGUCUUCCGCGAGCGCUCCCCCAACAGCAUAACCAUCGACGUCAACGGCAAACGCGAGAUCUACGAGUUGCUAUGCAUCCUCGACUUCAACAACGUUAGAAAGAGAAUGUCGGUCAUACUGAGGAGGGACGGUAAGAUCAAGUUGUACUGCAAGGGGGCGGACAACGUCAUAUACGAGAGGGUGAAAAAGGGUAGCGACGACAUGAAGGCCAAGACCCAAGAGCACCUCAACAAGUUCGCCGGCGAGGGCCUGCGAACGCUGUGCCUGUCGACAAAGGACCUGGACGAGAGUUACUUCAACGAUUGGAAGCAGAGGCACCACGAGGCGUCGCUCAGUAACGAGAACAAGGACGACAAGCUUGACGCGAUUUACGAGGAGAUCGAGAAGGACAUGACUCUACUGGGUGCCACGGCCAUCGAGGACAAGCUCCAGGACGGCGUGCCCCAGACGAUCGCCAAUCUCAGUCUUGCCGGUAUCAAGCUCUGGGUACUCACAGGUGACAAACAAGAGACGGCUAUCAAUAUCGGCUACUCGUGCCAGCUGUUGACGGAUGAUCUGACGGACGUGUUCAUCGUGGACGCUGUGACGUACGACGGCGUCGAGACCCAGCUGACACGGUAUCUAGAAACAGUUAAAAAAGUCACUUCGAAUCAACAGAAGAGGCCGACUCUCUCCAUCGUCACGUUCAGCGAUACAGAGUACAACAAUCCAACUAGGGAAGAGGCUGACGAUCAAGAGCCGGAUGACUUACAGCCGGCUUUCGCAGUGGUCAUUAAUGGCCAUUCCUUAGUUCACGCGCUGCAUCCUCAGAUGGAGCAACUAUUUUUAGAAGUCUCUUGCCAAUGUAAAUCUGUGAUCUGUUGUCGAGUAACGCCUCUGCAAAAAGCAAUGGUGGUCGAGCUCGUGAAGAAAAGUAUGAAAGCCGUGACGUUAGCGGUGGGUGAUGGGGCCAACGACGUAUCCAUGAUAAAAACCGCCCACAUAGGUGUCGGCAUAAGCGGCCAAGAGGGUAUGCAGGCAGUAUUAGCUUCGGACUACUCGAUAGGACAAUUUAGAUUUCUCGAGAGGUUGCUCUUAGUUCAUGGCAGAUGGUCCUAUUACAGAAUGUCCAAGUUCCUUAGAUAUUUUUUCUACAAAAACUUUGCGUUCACUCUAUGUCACAUUUGGUUCGCCUUCUUUUGUGGAUUCAGCGCACAGACCGUUUUCGAUCCCAUGUACAUUUCCGUCUAUAACUUGUUUUACACGUCACUACCCGUUUUGGCAGUCGGCGUAUUCGAUCAAGAUGUCAAUGAUAAGAACAGUUUGCUGUACCCAAAACUAUACACACCGGGUCUUGAGAAUCUGCUUUUCAACCGAAAAGAAUUCUUCAUGAGUGCUGUUCACGGCUUGUUUGCCAGUUGCGUGAUUUUUUUAGUGCCCUAUGGAGCAUACAGGGACGGCGUUUCUCCAAGGGGCUACAUACUUUCGGAUCACAUGCUUUUUGGCAGCGUGGUGGCUACGGUAUUAGUUAUAGUUGUGACUGCUCAAAUAGCUCUCGACACAUCGUACUGGACGAUCGUCAAUCAUUUUAUGGUUUGGGGCUCUCUCAUUUGGUACUUCAUUUUAGACUUCUCUUACAAUUACGUCGUAAGAGGCAGCUACGUGGGCAGCCUUCAAAUGGCAAUGUCGGAGGCGACCUUUUGGUUCGUGUCGGUGAUAUCGUGCAUCAUGCUCGUGAUCCCGGUGCUCUCGUGGCGCUUCUUCUUCGUGGACGUGCGGCCAACGCUGUCGGACCGUGUGCGGCUGAAACAACGCCUCGUCCAGAUGCGCACGCGACAGAGCCAGGACGUGCUACGGACGCCAUCGACAAGGCGCACGCGGCGCUCGUUGCGCUCGGGUUACGCGUUCGCCCACCAGGAAGGCUUUGGCCGGCUCAUCACGUCCGGCAAGAUAAUGCGCAAACUGCCCAACGGCUCGGACUUUAAGUUCUUCACGUCGAACAACGUGUCCAGGCAGGUGAGCAGCAUCGCCACCAACUCGCCGAAAGAGAAUAACUCCAGGAACUCGCACGUAUCAGACGGCGUGAUAAUACCCUGAGGUGGGCCUCGAAUUCUCUCCCUCUCAGCCACGUCAACUUCGUUGAUACCGUCAUUGUUGAUAAUGUUGUUAUAAUUGUUACUACUGCCGUAGCUGCCAUUGACGUGCUUAAAUUGUGAAGGGAGCAAACAAUUCGCACCCCUCUUGUGCUAUAUAUAUCAGGACCUGAUGAAACAAACUCUCUGUUCCUCUUUUCGCCAGGUCGAAUAUGUAUUAUUUUGUGAUACGAUGAUGCCGCCAUUUAUUUUUUUUUUGUUUCUCGUUGUCUUUUGAGCUUUAACUAAGUCUUAUGAUAGUGAACGAAUGCUAAAAACUACGUUAGCGCGAAGACAAACGAAACAUAUGAAUCAGUGCAGAUUAUGUAUGAUGGUGACUUAACUGAAGAAACAGAUGAUAUAUGUGAUUAAUGAAAUGCUUUAGAUAUUCAAGUAUUACGUAAGCGCAUUUUGAAUAGGUGUAUUUAUCUUUAUUUUUACAAAGACAUGGGAGCAUUUAGUUUGCAGAUGAGUGAAUGUAGUUACAAUUUUUUUUGUAAGAAAAUUUUUAAAAAGUAAUGCCAUAAACUAGAUUUUUUUCUUGUUUAACCAAUUCUAAAGAUAAUUUUUUCAUUUCUUGUAAAUGGUUUGCGUAAUACUUGCAGAGUCGCGUUUCAUACUAUUAAAUUUAAUUUUUUUGGCACGAUUGAUACAUACGAGUGCCUUAUUUUUUUUGUUAUUCGAAAAAUAUAUUUUUUUGUUACCAUUAUUUGACGGUUGUUUGGAAAAACACAUUAAAUUGAGAAAAUUAUUUUUUAUUAUAACUUUUUUAAUCCUGAAAUUUUUUUAUAUUUGUUUGAGUUGAUAUACCUAUACCACAAAAAAUCAAACUGGUGUACCAAUCGAAAUCAUGUAAGAAUCUGCAGUUCCUGUGUCCAUCGAAUUUAAACGUGUAUAAAACGUUGAAUACACAUAAAACAGGAUCGCAGAUAGUAAUUAAUUGAAAGAAAUUUUUUUGUGUGAUGACAUAAUGAGUAGCAAAUAUGGUUACAUCCAGUAAUUGCCUUUGUAAAACGUUAACACAACAAACAAAAAUAAGUCCUAGCAUUGAUUGUAAAUAUU